UUUUAGAACGUGAAAUAUUUCUUUAAUUUCUUGGUUUUGAUCUUGAAAAGACCUCAAUUAGGUUAAUAUUGUACAAUUGGUCCACCCUAUACCAUUUGGAAAAGCUGGAUAGGAUUUAGGAUUAACAAAAGCAAAGGAGGAAUUUGUUUUUUUUUUUACAUUUGUUACAUUUCCCUCAUAGCCCCCCUUUUACAAAAAAUUAAAUUAUAAUAAAACUAGGAUAAAAGGACCCCUAUUAUUAAAUAGAUAGAAGCAUAGGAUACAUUGACACGAUGACUACAUAUGAAAAGAUCGUCAAGGGAGCCACAAAGGUGAAGGUUGCGGCACCAAAACCCAAAUAUAUUGAACCAAUUUUGAUGACAACUCAUUGGGAAGAUGGAGUAGGUGGAGGAGUUGGAAAUGAAAACUUCAAGACAGUUUUACGUACUUUACAAUCAAGACUUCAUGAUUCAUCAUGGUCGGUGGUAUACAAGCUGUUGAUUGUGUUGCAUAUUAUGAUUAGAGAAGGAGAUCGCGAUGUAACAUUGAAUUAUUUAUCUCAUGGGAAUGAUAUUUUAAAUUUAUCACUGUCAAAUAUUUCUAAAUCUUCAGGAUAUAACAAUGAUGUUAGAUUUGUAGUGAAAUAUUCGAAAUAUUUACAAACCAGAGUGGCACAAUUCCAUCUGACAGGCAUUGAUUAUGUUCGAGAUGAACGAUCAAAUAAUACCACCACUCAAUCUGGUGGAAGAUUAAGAACAUUAACGGUGGAAAAGGGACUCUUGAGAGAAUGUUCAAGUGUACAAAAGCAAAUUGAUAGUUUAUUGAAAAAUAAUUUCAUGGAAAAUGAAAUUAAUAAUGAUAUUAUUCUUACAGCAUUUCGAUUAUUAGUGAAUGAUUUAUUGGCAUUAUUUCAAGAAUUAAAUGAAGGAGUAAUUAAUCUUUUAGAACAUUAUUUUGAAAUGUCUAAAAUUGAUGCUGAAAGAUCAUUGAAGAUAUAUAAAAAGUUUGUUGAUCAAACGAAAUAUGUAAUUGAUUAUCUUCGAGUUGCUAAACAUCUUGAAUAUGCCACAAAGUUACACGUUCCAACCAUUAAGCAUGCACCAACUGCAUUAACAUCCUCAUUAGAAGAAUAUUUGGAUGAUCCAAAUUUUGAAUUAAAUAGAAGACAAUAUUUGGCAGAAAAGGAUGGGAAGAAAUCCAAACAAAACGGGAAUAAAGAUACUACUCUGAAACUGCAAACUCCAGUUUCAGUCGGGGUACCAUCUCAAAAAACAGGUGUUGAAAAUGAUAGGGUUACAUCAUUGAUUGUUCAACAGAGUACCUACAAUCCAUGGGGUAAUUUAUUGGAUGGACAACAUUUACAACAACAACAGAUUAAUCCUCAGCAAUUGGCAUAUGAUCCUCAACAGCAACAACAAUUUCAAUUCCAACAACAGCAACAACAACUCCAACAGCAACAACAACAACAGGAACAACUCCAACAACAACAGCUUCAACAACAACUUGAACUCCAACAACAACAGCAACAACAACUUCAACAGCAACAACUUCAACAACAACAACAACAACAACUUCAACAGCAACAACUUCAACAACAACAACUUCAACUUCAACAACAGCAAACUCAACAACAGGUUCAACCACAACAAAUUCCUUCACAAUUUACUUCCAAUUUCACUGGAGCAGGAUUUGGAGGAUAUGGUGCGCAAAUUCCACAACAAUCAACUGGUAACCCAUUCCUUCAACCCACUGGGACUGGAGUUGCUGGCAUUCCAAUGAAUGGCACAUCUGGAGGAUUAACAAGAUCUGAUACAAACCCAUUUGCCAGUAUGACAGGAAAUGCACCAUUGCAACCAGCAUCAACUGGAUCUGCCAAUCCAUUUGCUAAUACUAGAUUUUCACUGAAUAGUGGGACCACGUCAUUUACAUUCAAUCAACCAUCAACUCAACAAGCACCAAGUCUUGCAUCCAAUUCGACUGGAAAUCCUUUCAAAGUAUCUCAAACAACCACAAAUUUGUUCAAUAACGUUGCUGCUUCUGGGACUCAACAACAACAACCAUUGAAGACUCAGCCAACUGCUGGUGGUUUGGAGAAUUUGCCAACUGUUUCGGUUUUCCCUGAGACACAAGAAGCAACUAGACAGCAAACACUUUUGAAUAAUGCAAGAAUGUCAUUACAACCUCAGCAAACUUAUGGCCAACAGCAGGCAUGGCAACCACAACAAUUCCAAGGACAGGCAGCAUGGCCAUCUCAACAGUUUCAACUGCCACAGCAACAGCAACAGUUUCAUCAACAGUCGUAUCAGGAGCCACCUAGUCUUAUUUGAUUAAAAUUAGAAGAGUAGAUUUUUUUAUAUAAUUAAACUACACAUGUAAAAUAUAUUUUAUAACACCAUCAUUUAUUGUAUUUAGAA
[Candida] anglica is the source of this 2393-nucleotide messenger RNA. The record is from the annotation of a GenBank genome assembly. Lineage: Eukaryota; Fungi; Ascomycota; Pichiomycetes; Serinales; Debaryomycetaceae.